This is a messenger RNA of Clarias gariepinus (North African catfish), 1248 nucleotides long. RefSeq lists its product as uncharacterized. Gene Ontology annotation, biological process: response to bacterium. Bases 1 to 651 code for a protein of 216 amino acids. The transcript is spliced from 5 exons. The record is from RefSeq and is a predicted model, not a curated record. Lineage: Eukaryota; Metazoa; Chordata; Actinopteri; Siluriformes; Clariidae.
AUGAUCACACUCUUUGUGGCUCUUUACUCUCUGCUUUGUCUCUGCACAACUGGAAACACUUCUGACAUCAAGGAGCUUCACGUGAAAACAGUAAAGCGUGGAGAAGCUGUAACUAUGGAGUGUAACAUUAGUGGGGUUAAGGACAAAAAGAAUUUAGCUUGGUACAGACAGAGUUCUGAAAAAGUGCCUCAGUUUUUGGCGAGACCAUACAGUAACAAUCUGGGGUAUGAUUUUGUUGAGGGAUUUAAUGAUAGCCGCUUCAGUGUUACUGUCAAUAAGCAAAAGGUUGAUCUCAAUAUUAAUGGAGUAAGAGAAGAUGAUGGAGGAGAAUAUUUCUGUGGAUAUGUGGAUGGAAAUAUACUAAAGUUCACAUCUGGAACACGUCUGCAGUUUGAAGGUGAAGAGAUGAAACCCUGUCCUACACCUGGAACACUUAACAAGAACACACACUCUGUUACACACCAGGGUUCAAACAGCAGAGAUGGAAAAGGUUCUUCAUCAAACAACCAUCAAACUCCCACCAAUCAGGCUGAUGAUGAAGAUGUCUUGAACUAUGCAGCUGUGAGUUUUGCUAAGAAACCUUCAUCCUCCAGAACAUCCAGAGACACGAGCCAUCAAGACGUUUAUGCACAAGUUAAAAUGAAUAAAUAGCAAAAAAAAUCAGGAUCAAAACAAAGUUAAACGAUGUAUUUUUCCCAGGAAGCAAUGUCUUAUAUUUAAAUCAGGUCAGCUUUUUUUUUUAUUGCUGUUUUCAUGGUGGCUGUUACAAUAAUACAUUUUAAUGAAUAAAGUAAUGAUUCAAAUUAUUUAAGAAACAGUAAUUUAAUUCUAAUAGUUACAUCAACAGGAAUGCCUAUUUUUUUUUACAUUUGAUGUUUUUUGUUGUUGUCUCAUGGGAUUUUUAUAAAGAAGCCAAAUAUGGUAAAUAAAGUAAUUUAAAUUAGUUAAAUAUUUUUUUACUCAGUGUUUAGGAAAAGGGUCAGAAAAUGGUGUCAUUUUUUUAUCUGCCUUCAGGCCCACAUUAGGUUUGCUCUCGCCCAUUGUGUAGCUUUCACCGGACGGCUGAUAACUUUUUAAAGUUGUAGCUGCCUUUCCGGAAAUGCAUUUUACGAUUUAUGAGGGAAAGAAGACAAUUUUUCUACAUCAUGUUUCUGCCCACAACUGCAACCAGCUAGGUGGAUUAGCCAGACAUUUUUACCAAAUACACUCACUGUGAAAUAUCCUUGGGGUUCAAGAAAAAAGAGAAAA